Messenger RNA from Lacerta agilis (Sand lizard), 3122 nucleotides. RefSeq names its product serine/threonine kinase 25 (gene STK25). The transcript is spliced from 12 exons. The record is from RefSeq and is a predicted model, not a curated record. Gene Ontology annotation, biological process: protein phosphorylation. The coding region runs from base 208 to 1488 and encodes 426 amino acids. Gene Ontology annotation, molecular function: ATP binding; protein kinase activity. NCBI's taxonomy places the organism in Eukaryota, Metazoa, Chordata, Lepidosauria, Squamata, Lacertidae.
UGCGCAUGGCUGUUGGCGUCCUCCCUGCCUCUCCUGCAGUUGCUGUAACCGAUUUGAGUAUCCCGAGGUGGUUGCGCGCGGAGCCGCGAUGGGUCAGCGGGGCGGGGCGGACCCUCGGGGUGCAGUUUAAGUGAUCCAUAGAAGAGAGCACAUUUUUAAUUACUGUGUAAGAAGAUUGGUGAAUGGGUGUUGUGCUGAUCUUCAGCCAUGGCCCACCUGAGGGAAUUUGCCAACCAGCACUCUCGGGUUGAUCCAGAGGAACUGUUUACAAAGCUGGAGAGGAUCGGUAAAGGCUCAUUUGGGGAAGUGUACAAAGGAAUUGACAACCGUACCAAGGAAGUGGUAGCUAUCAAGAUAAUUGACCUAGAGGAGGCAGAGGAUGAGAUUGAAGACAUCCAGCAGGAGAUAACGGUGCUCAGUCAGUGUGACAGUCCCUACAUCACCCGCUAUUACGGUUCCUACUUGAAGGGCACCAAGCUUUGGAUAAUCAUGGAGUACUUGGGAGGUGGCUCAGCACUGGAUCUACUCAAGCCUGGACCUUUGGAAGAGACCUACAUUGCCACCAUUCUCCGAGAAAUUCUAAAGGGUUUGGACUAUCUUCACUCUGAGAGGAAAAUCCACAGAGACAUCAAAGCUGCUAACGUGCUACUUUCAGAGCAAGGCGAUGUGAAACUAGCUGACUUUGGUGUGGCUGGCCAACUGACAGAUACCCAAAUCAAGAGGAAUACCUUUGUUGGGACUCCUUUUUGGAUGGCACCUGAAGUCAUCAAGCAGUCAGCCUAUGACUUUAAGGCAGAUAUUUGGUCCCUUGGAAUAACUGCUAUUGAACUGGCAAAGGGAGAGCCUCCAAACUCUGACCUGCAUCCUAUGAGAGUUCUCUUCCUGAUUCCCAAGAAUAACCCCCCAACGCUAGAGGGACACCACAGUAAGCCCUUUAAGGAAUUUGUGGAAGCCUGCCUUAACAAGGACCCCAGAUUUAGACCCACUGCAAAGGAAUUGCUAAAGCACAAGUUUAUCACACGUUACACCAAGAAAACAUCAUUUCUCAUGGAGCUCAUUGACCGGUACAAACGCUGGAAGUCAGAGGGGCAUGGUGAGGAUUCAAGCUCAGAUGACUCUGACAUUGAUGGAGACGCAGAUGAGAGAGAUCAAGGGCCAAUCUGGACUUUCCCACCAACCAUUCGUCCCAAUUCCUUGAAUAAGCUGCACAAAGGGAUGUCUCAUCAUGGGUCCCAAAAGCCUGCUGAGCCUAUCAAGCGGCAACCACGGUCUCAGUGUCUCUCUACUCUUGUACGUCCUGUCUUCGGAGAGCUCAAAGACAAGCACAAGAACACUGGAGGCAACGUGGGAGCCAUGGAGGAACUGGAGAAUGCCUUUAGCUUAGCUGAGGAGUCUUGUCCAGGAAUCUCUGACAAACUAAUUGCACACAUGGUAGAGCGAGUGCAAAGGUUCUCACACAGCAGGAACCACCUGACUUCAGCACGCUGAGGCAUCAUCUUUGUUACUCAUUGAAAGGAGGGUGACUUUUCCCACCCCAGCUCCAUAAGAACUGCAUAUUGAAUCCAUCGCCAUCUGCUGUUGGAUGUUAACAUUGUGCUAUGGAUUCCCAGACAUUUCAGAGCCUUUGUGUGUGUUUCAUGACCACCCUGGAUGGGAUUUACAACACAAAUGAACAUGGACUACUUUGCAGAGCCCUAGGAGGGUAAUUUCUACAGUGUACUUCAUGGAGGUUUUUAAUUAUAUCCCAAUUUCUCUCAGGUCAGACCUUGUUCAAAGAAAAAUCCUGACUGCUGGAAAAUGGAAAUUCAGAUAAACACAUUCCAAAAGGGAAAAGGUGGGACUGUGUAGCUCCCUGCUUUGGCAAGAGGUAUGUGUGAACAUGUUCAUCAGCAAGGAGGGAUUAUCACUACUCAAUUAGGUGGGCAUAUGCUGGUGCUACUCAACAAGAUUUUUGCUUAAGAGUUUCUCCUCAACUGUUAGAACAAGAUUGGCCUAACAGUUGCUGAGACAGGUGAAGCUUGCCUUCUCCUUCUCCUGUCUGUCUACUUGCCUUUUGUGAGGUAGGUUUGACUGCUGCUUGCAUUCUGCACUUAGCCCAUGUUUCACCAGCAACAGCUUGGAAAAGAUGUGCUCCUACUCAAUCAAGGCCUUUUGCUGCUACUUAUUAUCUUGAGUGUGAACACUCAGUAUCAUGGAUACAUUCAUAUCCAAUUCAAAUAGUUUAUCAAGAGUAUUAUGCACUUGCUAAAGAGGGAGAGAAGCUAAAUGCUUAACUACACUUACAGUGUAAAAGGAUUGUGGUAUACUCCAAGUCUUCAAACUUUUUGGAAGUUUGCUGUUCUCUGAAAUGUGACUGCAAUUCAGUUAAAUUUAAAUACAUGUGUGGUGCCAACAGCUGGAGGAAGUUGUAGGUGAUGUUUCUAAAACUUAUCCUGUCUCUUCUGAACUGUUCAUUCUAUUGUGGACUUGAACAGUACUUCUGCCCAAUUUAUUUAUGGCCAUUAUCUCUGGUUCUGGCUGAGAAGUAGCCUAUAAAUACCGUAAGCAUUUGAGACUUCCAACUAGUUCUUCCUCUUCAAGAAAGGAAGGUCUAAAGUAGUCACACAAAUUGACAGUAGUCAUAUUGAAGAGUCACUUCCUAAAUGUGUAAAACCAUUUAGUCAUUGACAGUGGUAUGGAUUUAUUCUUUUGAUAAGAGUUCAGGGGUGGAGGUGGAACUGCCUAUUCUACAUACCCUUGCAAGUAAUGUUAGGGGGAAAGUAAUGGAAAUGCUCUUUUCUUGGUAUUCAUACUUUACGUCUUCAGAGCUGCAGUUGCUGCAUUCUCAGUUUUGCUCAUGGAUAGCUGGGUUGAGAACAUGGGCAGGAAUAUGAAGAAUCCAUUUUCCUUUACCAUUAUCCUCCAGGACUGCUUACGAAACAUAUGGGAAUGAUGUAGAAAGGAAAACAGGAAGCUGUGAAGCUGCUACUUUGUGCUGUUCAUAAAAGGUACCUUGCAUUUAACUCACAAUUAAUCACCAGUAAAGCUCCCACAGUGUCUAUUCAAAACAACAGUGUCUUAGUUUUUCAAAUGAGCAGUGAGAGGGAUCUGCCACUUUCAAUAAAACUAACUUGUCAAGUAAA